This is a messenger RNA of Mus pahari (shrew mouse), 1181 nucleotides long. RefSeq names its product serine protease 28. The transcript has 6 exons. Gene Ontology annotation, biological process: proteolysis. Gene Ontology annotation, molecular function: serine-type endopeptidase activity. The coding region runs from base 157 to 981 and encodes 274 amino acids. Lineage: Eukaryota; Metazoa; Chordata; Mammalia; Rodentia; Muridae. The record is from RefSeq and is a predicted model, not a curated record.
UGUCUGUCCUGCUCCCACCCGAGAUAUACAUCUGUCACUGAGUCUCUAAAAAAUUGUGCCAUAGGCAAUCUGGAUGUACCCACCUAUUCGGGGGGCUCUCAUAAACGCCCUGUGAGUGGUUCUCAUAGGAGAGAACCUGGUGUUUCUGGAGCCAAGAUGUUCCGACUGUUGCUCCUGGCUCUCUCCUGCCUGGAAAGCCCCGUGUUCAUGGCCUCUGUAUCUGUCUCCAGAAGCAAGCCAGUGGGCAUUGUGGGGGGUCACCGUACCCCACCAGGGAGGUGGCCAUGGCAGGUCAGCCUAAGAACCUACAGUUACGAGGCAAGCUCCUGGGUGCACAUCUGUGGGGGCUCCAUCAUCCACCCUCGGUGGAUUCUGACUGCUGCUCACUGCAUCCAAAGUCAGGACGCCGACCCAGCUGUAUACCGGGUCCAGGUGGGGGAAGUAUACCUCUAUAAGGAACAGGAACUUCUGAACAUCAGCAGGAUCAUCAUCCACCCUGACUACAACGAUGUUAUUAAGAGGUUUGAUGUGGCCCUGAUGCAGUUAACUGCCCUCCUGGUCACAUCCACACGUGUCAGUCCAGUCUCUCUGCCAAAAGACAGCUCAACCUUCGACUCCACUGACCAGUGUUGGCUGGCUGGCUGGGGCAACCUUCUCCAACAUGUGCCUCUGCAGCCUCCCUAUCAACUGUAUGAGGUGAAGACCCCAAUUCUGGACAACAAGAGCUGUAAGCGGGCUUAUAGGAAGAAAACAUCUGACGAGCGCAAAGCUGUGGCCAUCUUUGAGGACAUGCUUUGUGCUGGCACCUCGGGCCGAGGCCCCUGUUUUGGUGACUCUGGGGGUCCCUUGGUCUGCUGGAAGAGCAACAAGUGGAUACAGGUGGGCGUGGUCAGCAUGGGGACAGAUUGCAGCAACGAUCUGCCAUCAGUCUUCUCAAGAGUCCGGAGCUCCUUAGCCUGGAUCCAUCAGCACAUCCAGUAGACGAGUCUGCCAGCUGCUGCCCAUCAUCAGAGACAGCUUCAUGGUUCCUGUUUUUUCCUUCUUGGACCCUUCCUUGCCUGCCCUGCCUUCUUCCCUGGCCUGUCCUUCCCCGCUGACAAUGAUGUCCAGCAAACCCCAGCGUGGGGUGGGGCUACUGUAUUGGGGUGGGGCUGUAUUUGUCUCAAUAAACUGACAGUAAA